CGAAUGGGGUGUGAGAGUUGGGAGGAUGAGGCGGCGCUUUGGGAGGCGGGUUUUCUGCUCGCUGGCUAUCGCCGCUCCCUCACUCAGGCGGAGGGACUCGGCGAGUGCCAUGGCGUACGACGAGAGGUCUGCGGCCGACAAAGACAGGUUCAUUUGUAUUUACCCUGCAUAUUUAAAUAACAAGAAGACCAUCGCGGAAGGAAGACGGAUACCUGUUGAAAAAGCGGUUGAAAAUCCCACCUCUACAGAGAUCCAAGAUGUAUGUGCAGCAGUUGGACUUAAUGUGCUGGUAGAGAAAAAUAAGAUGUACUCCAGAGAAUGGAAUCGCGAUAUGCAAUAUAGGGGCAGAGUACGGAUUCAGCUCAAGAGAGAUGAUGGCAGCCUAUGCUUUCCCCAGUUUCCAUCACGUAAGUCGGUAAUGUUAUAUGCAGCAGAGAUGAUACCCAAGCUGAAAACAAGGACACAGAAAGCAGGAAGUGGUGACCAUAGUUAUCAGCUAGGUGACGGAGGUAAAAAGGGCAAAGGGAAAAAGAAGAAGUGAUCCUGUGCCGCAAAUGGUAGUUAAAUUCAUCUGGAUUGUGUGAAAUACGAAGGGAUGCUGCCAAUUUGCCCCUGAAGCAAAGGUAUACAUUAUGAAAUAUGAAAUUGAUGAAGCUUUGUCAAGCUGAACUGGAAUGUGUAUGUGCCUCCCAACUUCAAGAAUUUACCAACGUGUAUUCACGAAGCAACUGGCAUCAGUUAUGCAUCUAGAUUUAUACAGCAUAUAUAAGAAAACAAUUGCAAAUAACCGUGAACAUUGGCAUUAAAGAAUAUGUAGGUGCACAAGUAAAAUGUGUAAAGCUGUGUGUCCAGGCUAAUUUUUUUUUCUUUUUUUUAUCCAUAUGGUCUUAAACUAGGACGUGGCAUUGUUUUGGAAUAUUUUCUAUUACAUUUAAAUUACAUGGUCUGCAACCUGCACAUUCUACCCAUCUCUUUUAAUGUUUAAAUUAUGGCAAUAAAAUAUUUGAAAUUGGUUUUUGAA
Tachyglossus aculeatus (Australian echidna) is the source of this 1021-nucleotide messenger RNA. RefSeq names its product signal recognition particle 19 (gene SRP19). Gene Ontology annotation, biological process: SRP-dependent cotranslational protein targeting to membrane, signal sequence recognition; SRP-dependent cotranslational protein targeting to membrane. The transcript has 5 exons. Gene Ontology annotation, molecular function: 7S RNA binding. NCBI's taxonomy places the organism in Eukaryota, Metazoa, Chordata, Mammalia, Monotremata, Tachyglossidae. The record is from RefSeq and is a predicted model, not a curated record. Gene Ontology annotation, cellular component: signal recognition particle, endoplasmic reticulum targeting. Bases 26 to 541 code for a protein of 171 amino acids.